Pyrus x bretschneideri (Chinese white pear) is the source of this 3526-nucleotide messenger RNA. RefSeq names its product structural maintenance of chromosomes protein 6B. NCBI's taxonomy places the organism in Eukaryota, Viridiplantae, Streptophyta, Magnoliopsida, Rosales, Rosaceae. The record is from RefSeq and is a predicted model, not a curated record. Bases 175 to 3330 code for a protein of 1051 amino acids. The transcript has 28 exons. Gene Ontology annotation, biological process: double-strand break repair via homologous recombination; chromosome organization. Gene Ontology annotation, molecular function: damaged DNA binding; protein binding; single-stranded DNA binding. Gene Ontology annotation, cellular component: Smc5-Smc6 complex; chromosome; site of double-strand break.
GAGGGAAAAAGAACUCGUCCCUCUCACGGCCUACUCUCUCUUCCCGCCUAAAUCCUCCAGAGUCCCAUCAAUCAAGCCCCACCCUCUCUACCUUCCCGAGAUACUCCGUCAAUCUCGUCUCCUAGGGUUUUGUCUCUGACCUUCGCGAGAACGCCAUCGCACUCCGACCUAGCCAUGGGUGACCCUAUCUCCGGCCUCCGCCAGCGUUCCGGGUCGGGCAUCGUCCAGAGAGUCAGAUUGGAGAACUUCAUGUGCCACAGUAGCUUGCAGAUUGAGCUCGGCGACUGGGUCAAUUUCAUCACCGGCCAAAAUGGAAGUGGUAAAAGUGCAAUACUGACAGCUCUUUGUGUGGCCUUUGGGUCUCGAGCUAAAGGCACUCAAAGGGCGUCGACAUUGAAGGAUUUCAUAAAAACUGGUUGCAGUAAUGCUGUUGUCCAAGUGGAACUCAAAAAUCAAGGGGAGGAUGCUUUUAAGCCUGAAAUAUAUGGGGACAUCAUAACAGUAGAGCGCAGGAUUUCUGGAACCACAAGCGCCACUGUUUUGAAGGAUAAACAAGGAAGAAGGGUUGCUGCUCGAAAAGAGGAUCUUCGAGAACUAGUAGAACAUUUUAAUAUUGAUGUGGAGAAUCCUUGUGUUGUCAUGAGUCAAGACAAAAGCAGAGAGUUUUUGCAUUCUGGGAAUGACAAAGAUAAAUUCAAGUUCUUUUACAAGGCCACACUUCUUCAGCAAGUUGAAGAUCUUUUGCAAAACAUUGAAAAACAGUUGGAGAAGGCAGGUGUUGUUGUUGAUGAAUUAGAGGGCUCAAUAAGACCUAUUGAAAGGGAACUUAAUGAGUUGCAAGAAAAGAUUAAAAGCAUGGAGCAUGUUGAAGAAAUAUCUCAAAAAGCAAAACAGUUAAAAAAGAAGCUUGCUUGGUCAUGGGUAUAUGAUGUGGACAAGCAACUCCAGGAACAGAAUUUGAGAAUCGUCAAGCUGAAAGAUCGUGUGCCUCGAUGUCAAGCUAAAAUUGAUGAAAAAAUAGGUCAAGUGGUGAAACUGAGAGAAUGCUUCACCUUGAAGAAAUCUGAAAUUGAUCAGAUGAUGGCAAAGACAUCAGAAAUUAGGAGAAUGAAGGACGAAUUACAGCAGACACUAACAUUGGCCACGAAAGAGAAGAUUGGGAUUGGAGAAGAAUAUAGCCGCAAAGCUAACCAGAUCCAGAAGUUAAUGAAUGCUGUUAGGUCUCUUCAGCAACAGAUUGAGGAUACGCAGGAGCAACAUGCCAAACAUACACAGGCAGAAGAAUCUGCAAUAGAGGAAAAGCUGAAAGAACUCCAAAAUGAGGUUUCUACUGUUGAAUCAAUGCUUACCAGGUUGAAGGAAGAGGAGAGUGCCUUAUCAGAAUGCAUACAACAGAUAAAUAAUGAAAUCAGAGAGAUAAAUCAAAUGAUUCAAAAUAUUGACAAGAAUCGCCGAGAGAUCUCAAGUGUUAUUCGUGAGCUUCGUCAAAACCAAACCAACAAAGUGACAGCAUUUGGUGGACAGCAGGUGAUAUACCUCCUACAAUCGAUUGAGAGACAUCAUCAAAGAUUCACAAGUCCUCCUAUUGGUCCAAUUGGUGCCCACCUGACUUUGAAUAAUGGUGAUGUCUGGGGCCCUGCUGUUGAACAUGCCAUUGGAAGGUUGCUCAAUGCUUUCAUUGUAACGAAUCAUAAAGACUCUCUUCUUCUGAGAGCAUGUGCAAAAGAAGCAAAGUACAACAACGUUCAAAUUAUCAUAUAUGACUUUUCAUUACCAAGGUUGCAUAUACCUCCUCACAUGCUUCCACAAACAGAGCACCCAACUACUCUUUCCCGUGUUCAUUCUGAAAAUCAUACUGUUCUAAAUGUUUUGGUAGAUAGGGGAGAUAUUGAAAGGCAAGUUCUUGUACGAGAUUAUGACGUGGGAAAAACAGUGGCUUUUGACCAGAGGAUCUCAAAUUUAAAGGAGGUUGUCACUUUAGAUGGUAGUAGGAUGUUUUCUCGUGGCUCUGUCCAGACAGUACUCCCUCCCAAUAAGAGAGUUAGAACUGGUCGUCUUUGUAGUUCUUACGAUGAUCAAAUUAGUGAUCUUGAAAGGCAAGCAAAAAGUGUAGAAGAAGAAGAUAAGCAGUGCAUGAGGAGAAAAAGAAAUGCAGAGCAAAACCUUCAGGAUCUUCAAGAGAAGCUCCGAAAUGUGAAGAGGAGGCGUGCACAUGCGGACCGUGAUUUGGCAUCUAGGAGACUAGCGCUUCAAGACAGUGCGUAUGCUGCUGAAGCUAGUACAUCACCUGCAUCAACUGUUGAUGAGCUUCACCAAGAAAUCUCAAAAAUGCAAGAGGAGAUUCAAGAAAAGAAAAUGUUGCUGCAAAAGUUUCGAGAGAGAACUGAUGAAGCUGAAGCAAAGACCCAUGAUCUUAAAGUAUCAUAUGAGAAACUAUGUGAGUCGGCAAAAGGAGAUAUUGAUGCCUUUGAGAAAGCAGAGAGAGAACUGAUGGAGACUGAAGAAAAUCUGGCUUCUGCAGAAGAGGAGAAGGCUCAUUAUGAAGGUGUAAUGAGGAACAAGGUACUUCGCGAUAUCCAAGAAGCAGAAAAAGAAUUUCAGCAGCUUGAGCAUCAUCGUGAGGAGAAUUGUAGAAAGGCUUCUAUCCUUUGUCCUGAGAGUGAAAUUAUAGCUAUGGGUGAUUGGGAUGGUAGCACCCCGGAACAGCUCAGCGCCCUAUUAACUAGGCUGAAUCAGAGGCUUGAGCGAGAGAGCCAGAGAUUCACUGAAUCCAUUGAUGACCUCCGAAUGUCAUAUAAGAAAAAAGAACGUAAGAUUUUAGAGAGACAGAAAAAGUACAGAGCUUACCGAGAAAAGUUACAUGCAUGCCAGAAAGCCCUAAAUUUGAGACGUAGCAAGUUUGAAAGAAACGCAAAUCUUUUAAAGCGCCAGUUGACAUGGCAUUUUAAUACCCAUCUGGGAAGGAAGGGGAUGAGUGGGAAAAUUAAGAUUGAUGACAGGGAGAGGACCCUUGCUAUUGAGGUAAAGAUGCCCCAGGAUGCAUCGAGCAGCACUGUUCGCGACACUAGAGGGCUUUCAGGUGGGGAGCGCUCCUUUUCAACGUUGUGCUUUACAUUGUCUCUUCAUGAAAUGACGGAAGCCCCAUUUAGAGCAAUGGACGAGUUUGAUGUUUUCAUGGAUGCUGUAAGCCGGAAAAUCAGCCUAGACACUCUUGUCGAUUUUGCAUUGGUGCAAGGAUCCCAAUGGAUACUUAUCACCCCACACGAUAUCAGUAUGGUGAAGAACGGGGAGAGGAUAAAGAAGCAGCAAAUGGCAGCUCCUCGCUCUUGAAUUGUUUCACUGUCUAGUUUUAAUUAUUUAGUCACAAUAAUUACCCGCUAAUGCUUGAUUAGAUGAUGGUAGAUAUGUAUUUAUCAACAAACCUUUAUUAUCUUAAUUAACUGAGUGGGAGAUUAUAUGGAAUGAUUGUAAUUAUUUGUACACUUUGGUUUUUUUUUUUAUACAUAUUUUCAACACUUUUGGGACA